Parnassius mnemosyne (clouded apollo) is the source of this 471-nucleotide messenger RNA. The record is from the annotation of a GenBank genome assembly. NCBI's taxonomy places the organism in Eukaryota, Metazoa, Arthropoda, Insecta, Lepidoptera, Papilionidae.
AUGACAGAACACAGCCCAGCCCCCACCCCAGCAAGGUCAUUGUACGGCUUUUUUAUGUAUUUAUUUAGUAAGAUUGCUCUUACUAUAUACUGCAUUUGGGCUACUGUCCCCGAUCACUAUUUACAUUACUUAAAUAUUUAUUAUUAUCCACAGAAAUAUUGGUCUACUGCUGUCCCUAUACAAUUUUUAGUAGGAUUGACAAUUUUUGCAUUUUUUAUAUAUCCAAGUUCCAAUUUAAUGCUGACAAGCACUAUUGACAGUUGUAACACUAUUGCUGGUCCACUAAGUCCUAACAACUUGAAAACAAAUGUUAAACAUAUAUCAGGAACUGCUUCCUGUGUUUGUGUUGAUGAACGCUAUUGUAUGAAGUUUUCUCACCCUUCCAUCAUCAAAAGAAAUACUGUUGCCCCAUUACAAGAUUUGAACAUUCAAUUUGUUUGUAGAAAAUUGUACUUGAAUAGAGGUGUUUAG